This is a messenger RNA of Anopheles bellator, 1133 nucleotides long. Its product is annotated as cuticle protein CP14.6-like. Gene Ontology annotation, cellular component: chitin-based extracellular matrix. The record is from RefSeq and is a predicted model, not a curated record. The transcript has 2 exons. Bases 131 to 532 code for a protein of 133 amino acids. Lineage: Eukaryota; Metazoa; Arthropoda; Insecta; Diptera; Culicidae. Gene Ontology annotation, molecular function: structural constituent of chitin-based larval cuticle.
CCGGUAUCAGACCCGAGCCGAGCUUCCAGUGCACAACAUCGCUACUCAUCGGUCGAAACCGUACGAAGUCGCAGCUCUGUAGGAAGGAUACUCGUUCGGGCCACAGCCUUUGUGAAGUCAUAGUACAAAAAUGAUGAAAUUCAUCGCCGUGUUUGCCGUGCUGAUCGUCGUCACCUCGGCCCAGAUCCGCCCGCUGUCCAUUCCGCUGCGGAACCCGGGAGUCUACCCGGGUGGUGGUCCCGAGGCCAGCGCCGUCAUCCUGAACCAGGUGUACGAACCGAACCCGGACGGGUCGUACAUCUACAGCUACGAGACGAGCAACGGUAUCCGGGCCGAGCAGCGCGGCUACCUCAAGAAUCCUGGAACCCCGGGCGAGGCGCAGGUCAUGCAGGGAUCCUACUCCUACACCGGCCCGGACGGGGUCGUCUACACGAUUAACUACAUCGCCGACGAGAACGGAUACCGUGCUGAGGGAGCGCACAUCCCCUCGGCCCCACGGUACAACCCUCGCUAUCCGGGGCAGUUCCAGUAGGGCGGCUAGUUAGCAGGGACGCAGCAGCUUGGCCCAGGGCCAGUGUCCAUCGCGGUUCGCGGUAGCGAAGUUUGAUAUUUAUUGGCUAAAAGAGCGCGCCGGCUAAAGAUCAUCGCGAACGCUGCCCGGGUCCAUUAUCCCCAUUAGACCGGUGGCAGCCCUCACCUCACCAGCAAUUGCAUUCCAUCGACACACUCAUCGGUCAAGCGUUAGGUGCGUUAGCCGGGGCCACGAUGGGCGGUGAUUUGUUUGAAUAUUUUUCCCCGUCCUUAGACGCUCUCUCUCUCUCUGGUGGCCGCGCUCUGGCGCGGAAUAUUCACCAUCCACCAUUGCGCCAAGCCAUGACACUUCGGCUGGUGGUCAUCAGCGUGACAUCGAAGACAUUUGACUGCGAGAGCAGAAAAAUGGCCAGCAGCCAGCUUUUGUACAGAAAACUUUAUCACCCGUCCUUCGCUGCGAAGUGCGUCGUCGUUCGCUCUUUCUUCGCGUCCAUGAAUCAUUCCCGUAGCUCAUGUAUUUGUAUUUUACUGUUUCUUCUAUAUUUUGUAUUGAAAUUCAAAUAAACCAGCAAAAGCCUUCACAAAGGAGGCCACACGGAAAA